AUGGCCGAACCGGAUGAGCUCUUCACGCUAAAGAAUCAGCUCUGGGUGGGCAACUUCCAGAACACGCUGAGCGAGGGUACCAUGCUCAACCACGUGGGCGAGGCGCUGCGCAACGAGCGCGACGUAUACGUAUACCGCGCGCAAUUAGCGCUAGGCAACUUUCCCCUUGUGCUCCAGAGCAUCCCGGACGCCGGCAAUACACCCAUUGCGCUGAGCGCUGUAAAGCUCUGGGCUACGUACCUCAGUGGUCAGAGUGACAAGGAAAUGAUUGAUCUGACGCUCAAGGAGUGGCUGGCCGACCCCACGAGCGGUGAGAACGCGCACCUGUUGCUGAUCGCCGGCCAGAUCUACGCACGCGAAGGCAAACUCUCGGAUGCGCUGUCGGCGUUAACCCGCGGCGGCUCGCUCGAGCAUAUGCUGUACAUUGUGCACUUAUACCUUCAGAUGGACCGAUUGGACCUGGCUCAGAAGACUGUGCAGGAGAUGAAGCGCAUUGAGGAAGACUCGACGCUCACGCAGCUGGCACAGGCCUGGUGUUUGACGCUGCAGGGCGGCGACAAGGCUGACGAGGCCACGCUGCACUUUCAAGAACUUGCAGACAGGUUUGGAUCCACUCCUCUGCUGCUGAAUGGCGCUGCAGCGGCCUUUAUGGCGCUCAAGAACUACAUUGAGGCCGAGCGACUGCUGCUUGAAGCCGUCCAGAAGGACCCUAGUAAUGAGGACACGUUGAUCAACCUGAUUGCAGUCAGUGCUCAUUUGAGCAAACCCACGCACCAGUACAUCGUGCAGCUACAGCAGGUCGCGCCGUCAAGUUCGUGGCUUGAAAACUUCGUGAUGUUGGACCGGGGCUUCUCUGAGAUGGCGGCCACUUUUGCGUGA
Messenger RNA from Phytophthora infestans T30-4, 879 nucleotides. Its product is annotated as coatomer subunit epsilon, putative. The transcript has a single exon. Lineage: Eukaryota; Oomycota; Peronosporomycetes; Peronosporales; Peronosporaceae. The record is from RefSeq and is a predicted model, not a curated record. Gene Ontology annotation, molecular function: structural molecule activity; protein binding. Gene Ontology annotation, cellular component: COPI vesicle coat. Gene Ontology annotation, biological process: endoplasmic reticulum to Golgi vesicle-mediated transport; intra-Golgi vesicle-mediated transport; retrograde vesicle-mediated transport, Golgi to endoplasmic reticulum. Bases 1 to 879 code for a protein of 292 amino acids.